Molecule: messenger RNA, 5755 nt
Organism: Podarcis lilfordi (Lilford's wall lizard)
Lineage: Eukaryota; Metazoa; Chordata; Lepidosauria; Squamata; Lacertidae
Source: the annotation of a GenBank genome assembly
AUGCAGCAGGUAAGGGGACACCUCCGUGGUGAGGAUGCCAAAUGAAUAGAACUGCAUCAUUUGGAGGCAGGAGGUCUGGUACCACUGAAUGGUCCAUGCCCAAUUGCCCAGGAAGGAAGGAAGCUGGUAGAGGGAAGCCACUAGAGGCAGCUUCAGCAAACACACUCUCUAACACGGAGCUGUUCAUAGAUUUUGCUUUCCUUGUGUUAUAGGCAUUUUUUUCUUAUAACACUUGGCACUGAUGGGAAACUUAUUUGCAUGAGUGCCUUUCAUUUCCCUUUCAGGGGCAAAUGGCGAGUAUUGACUUGGGAACUCAGAUGGGAGUACCAAGUUUUUUCAUUUCAGCUUGUGUGAGAUUCCUAAUUUUCCUACCAUUGAGCAGAAGAUAUACAGUGGUGCCCCGCAAGACGAAUGCCUUGCAAGACGGAAAACCCGCUAGAUGAAAGGGUUUUCCGUUUUUGAGUUGCUUCGCAGGACGAAUUUCCCUAUGGGCUUGCUUCGCAAGACGAAAAUGUCUUGCAAGUCUUGAGAUUUUUUUUUCGCUUCCCCCCCUUUAUCUAAUCUGCUAAGCCUUUAAUAGCCUUUAAUAGCCUUUUAGCAGCUAAUCCGCUAAGCCUUUAAGCCUUUAAUAGCCGCUAAACCGCUAAUAGCGCUAAUCCGUUAAGCCGCUAAUAGGGUUGCUUCGCAAGACGAAAAAACCGCUAGACGAAGACUCUCGCGGAACGGAUUAAUUUCGUCUUGCGAGGCACCACUGUAUCCUCAUGCAAGCUGAUUUCGGGCCACACUCCAUUCAAAUUCUGGACCACCAAAACAACUCUCUUGGCCUAGCAGCAGCUUCUAAGCCAGGGCUGUGCAUCUUUUCAUACCAAGUGGGCCGCAAGAGUACUUUGACACACAAUUUGUGGGCCCCACACUGAAUUAAAUUUCCACAUCGUAAAUUAAAGUGUAUGUAGUAUAUUUCAUAUUAUUGAAUAUACGCAAUUAAUACAAUUAAUUAAAUAUAUGUGAUUAAAUACACAAUAUAUUUAACUAUUAAACAAAUUUAAUACACAAACAGAUGUAUACGCCAUCGUUAACAAAAAAGGCCGUGGGUUGGACUACCCUGUUCUAAGCAGUAUUUAAGGGCAGCCCAAUACAAUGCAUGGAAUCGUAGUCUAGAUAAAAAGUGCUAAAGCCACAAAUGCUUCUUACCGGAUCUGUUGAUGGUGUUUCUCAGUUCGCCAUCCCCCACAAGGAUCUUUCAUGUACAAGCAAGAAAGAAGCGGAGAGGGGUGAGUGCUGUGUGAUCUAAAACCUGAUUUAUUUUUAUUCUUUUUUUAGAAUGGUUUUUAUUUGCAAAAUAACUUGCAUUCCUUUUCAUUAGCCCUCACAGCAACCAGUGGGGUAGGCUGCUAUCAUUUAGAUUUUACAAUGAGGAAAUUGGCUGAAAUAUAAUGACUUUCUAAAAAAACCUCCCAGGAGUCCACAUAUGGAGAAGGGGCAAUUCAAACUGAGGUCCCAAGACCAUCCACUGUUUGAUCAGAAUUGCCAGACCUCAGUAUCUGUUUAUGGUCCUCCAUCCCCAGGACUUUGCUGGAGUGGGGGAGUGAAUUGCUGCCUCGGAGCUCUCUACAUGGCCAGGCACCCUUUUCAGGCUCCCCUCCCACAUCUUUGGAAUGCCCUCUCUUGAGAACUUCAACUGGCUUCCUCACUUCAGGGUUUUAAGUGGGCCCUAAGGACGAUUGGCCAGAGUGAUCUGAUGCUGGCGUUUAUUGUGCUGCUGUUCUACUAAUUAAUUAUGUGGCUGUACUGAAUUGUUUCUACAUUUCUGACUGUCUUGGAAUGGUUUGCCUUCAAAAGUGGCUUGCAAAUAGUUGGGUGGUUACUCACAAAGUUCUUCUGAGAUUAAACAUUAAACAGAGUGGAUAAAGAUUGAUGAUUUAUUGAUUUUUAAUUGUAAAACAUUUUUAUAUUUUAAAGUGUUUGUAUAUUUUUUUUUUUGAGUUUCAGCAACAGUGAAUUUCUCUUUUUAAAAAUGAUGUAAUUUUAAAAUGAAUUCUGAACUUAAUGUAGACAUCAAAACUUAAGGCCUACUUAAUGUCUACUGAAAAGUAAGUCCUCUGGACUUCCGUGAGGCUUACUCCUGGGUUAGUGUCCAGAGGGUUGCAGCCUCUUCAAUGAAGUGCAUGGUGCAAAUGAAUGAUGCAGAGUUGUCCUUUUCCAUGAUGCCCUUACAGAUAAUCGAGAAAUGGCGCAGGGACCGCAUUAACAGCAGCCUAUCUGAACUACGGCGUUUGGUUCCCACUGCCUUUGAGAAGCAGGUAAGUGCAUCUCCCUGUCAAAUUCCUGUCCCCCCCCCUCCAAGUUCUGACAUCAGUCUCCUCCAGAAUACAUUCAUUCUGAUUUGCUUGCACACAGCUUAUGUGGAGGUUAGACUGUGUCCGGUCUUCACUGAGCAUUUGUUCUGAUUGGUUUGCAGGGAGGUUAUACAACAAUGAGCAUUCAUGCUGCUUUCAUUCUGAUUUGCUUGUGUGGUGGUUAUACAUCUUCCCAUUAAAGAAUUGUCCACCGUACACUUUGCAGUGCAUUUCCCCAUCGCUUUUGGUAUGGUCACAUUAGUGGCUUAAGUUGUCCCCCUCCUGCUGUAGUUCAAACUGCAUUGGCAUGACAUUGUGUACUUCAGAGGGGGGGGAUGUCUUCAACCCAAUGUGCACGACCUUUUUGGUUGCAUUCAUUAAGCUUUCAUCUGUGUAUGGAUGUUCAAUCCAUUCAUAGGCAAUGGCAGUCUCAAAUAUCCACACCAUUCCAACGUACAAAGUGAUGAUAAUGUACGUUUUCCUAUUGCAUCGAAGCUGCUCUGAGAGAGAAAAAAACACAUCGAACAGUGGUAUUUGUCGAUAAAUGUUUCUUAUGGAUUCUGGCUAAUGUUGUGGGAAUGUGGUUUCAAAGCUUAGCAGUGGGAGCCCAAGGGAUAUGGGCAGAGUAUGGGGGUGCCAAGUUGAAUAAAAUAUUGAGGAGGCCCAGUUAAGUCCCAACACACAUAAUUGAUCACAAUACAUGGUGCACGCACACUAUUUGAAUGGCAAUGCCCAUCAAUUUGAAGGGAGGGGUCAAAUAUUUUAGUGGGGGUGGGCUGAAGGGACCUCAGUCCCUUGGAGUUGGCUCUUAUGGCAGAGUAAGUGGCAGUGUAAACAUAACUAUUAGUAUUCCCGAAAAGCAGUAAGUCCUCUUUUUAGAAAAAAGGAAAAAAGCAAAGUGGAUAGCCAUUGUGGUGUAGUGGUUAGAAUGGUUAGACUAGGACCUUGGAGAGACCUGGAUUCAAAUCCCCACUUGGCCAUCAUGACGCUCACUGGGUGAACGUGGGCCAGUAGCCUAACCUUACAGGAUUCAUGUGAGGAUAAAAUAGAGAGGGAGAGAGUCAAAAUUGCCACCUUGAGCUGCUUGGAGAACAAGGUGGAAUAUAAAUGCAUUACACACACACACACACACACACACACACACACACACACGUGUGUGUGUGUGUGUGUUGCACUAGGGCAGUGAUGGCCAAACUUGGCCCUCCAGCUUUUUUGGGACUACAACUCCAAUCAUCCCUAGCUAACAGGACCAGUGGUCAGGGAUGAUGGGAAUUGUAGUCCAACAGCUGCAGGGCCAAGUUUGGCCAUCACUGCACUAGGGCAAUGGCACACUUUAAUCCACUUAAGUUGUGCACCUCAUGCCAUGCCCCACUGCCGCCACUAUGUGGUUCCCUGACACUACCCUUAGAUUUUACUCAACUACCCUGGACCACCUGACCAGGCUUUCUGAUGGGUAUUUCUAUCAACUCCCUUUAUUUCUGCUGCCAUCACAGAUACCAGGUAUCUGAAUAUUUCUCACCUCUAGCGCUGCCCUGUAAAGAGACGUGUGUAUGAAGCUAUAAUUUAUUUUUUAAAGGAAUAAUCAAGGGCUCGGUAUAUACAAGUGUAUGUUCAGUUUUUGGUUACUUAGGCUCAUAUAAUACAAUAAGGAAGAACAAUGCUGACCCUCCUUUAUCAAACUAACCCAGCCAUCAUCCAGAUACCUCCACCUCUCAUACCAGCUAACAGCUGUAAACUCCCAGCUGCCAGGCACACAUUUUGGAACUCCCUUUCAAGCCCUUAUCCCAUCACCUCUCACUUCCAAUAUUCCAAGCAUGUUCUUUCCCCUCCCAACCAAACACAUCUACAGUGGUGCCUCGCAAGACGAAAUUAAUCCGUUCCGCGAGAGUCUUCGUCUAGCGGUUUUUUCGUCUUGCGAAGCAACCCUAUUAGCGGCUUAACGGAUUAGCGCUAUUAGCGGUUUAGCGGCUAUUAAAGGCUUAAAGGCUUAGCGGAUUAGCUGCUAAAAGGCUAUUAAAGGCUAUUAAAGGCUUAGCAGGUUAGAUAAAGGGGCGAAAAGCGAAAAAAAUCUCAAGACUUGCAAGACAUUUUCGUCUUGCGAAGCAAGCCCAUAGGGAAAUUCGUCCUGCGAAGCAACUCAAAAACGGAAAACCCUUUCGUCUAGCGGGUUUUCCGUCUUGCGAGGCAUUCGUCUUGCGGGGCACCACUGUACUAGUGCUCUGGAAGCAGCCACUAUCACACAUUACAAUCUGUGUUCAUAUAAUGGGAGUCCUCUUUUUUUCCAAUGAACAGGGCUCUUCCAAAAUGGAGAAAGCAAAGAUCUUGCAGAUGACAGUAGAUCACUUAAAAAUGCUUCAUGCCAUUGGAGACACAGGUAAAAAAAACAACGGACUCUGCUCAAGUCUUUGCCAUCCAUGUUAUGUUAUUGCCAUGCCAUGUAUGGAGGCCAGUCAGAUGCUGCUGCUGCAAUUAGCAGUGCCAUUAGGCAAAGCAGUGCAGCUGUCUCAGGUGGCAGAAGCUGGAGGGUGGUGGCAGCAAAAGCUCUCCUCCCUCUUGCCAUUCUGUCUAAACUUCUCCAGCGAUCUUUCGAUCAUAGGGUACAAGUAACUCCACAUGGGUAUAUCACAUACAUAAAAAAAGUAGGUAAAUCAUGUAAAAACCCAGAGGAUGCAUUGGGCCUCGUAGCAAAUAUCCAACUCCAGUUUUUGGGGCUUUGGGGUCCCCUGUCUUUGGCCCUGCAGGAAGAUGAGGCAAGCCGCAUAGUAGCAUGGAUUUUGUUCUGGCUACCUCCUGACAUAAAAAAAAAAGUUCCUUUAAAGCCAGUUCUGGGCAUGUCUGGGAAUACUUUGCUCCUUGACUGGGGUGUGUGGGGGUGUGUGCAUUUGCUGCUCUGCCUCAGGGGCCACAAAAUGUCUUCAGCCAACCAUAGAAAUUAGCAUGUAGAGCUAGGCUUUGUGUAAAUGGCUCCCCAGCACUAAUCUCACUCUAGUGUGGUCUGAGGUCAAACUAGACGUGACCCCAAUAAGCAAUUGCCUGAAUAGAUUUACAGAGUGUGUGUGGCAAAGGGUUAAAGUCCCCCUGCACCUCCAUCCUGCUGUAGCCAGAGUCCUGAUUGCAUUGGGAGACCUGCUGCUGCAUCUGCCUGGUCCUCUUUUUCAACAUUUAAUCAGAUAAUGGUUGCCAACUGCACAGAUGAUGCCACAUUGCGUUUGACUCUGCCAGUCCGUUUCAAGUGGCAUCUCCUGACAGAAAGUACCUUCAGGAGGCAACAUAUGUGCCUUAAACUCUCUUGCAAAGUGCAUUAGCCAGCCAGGAUUGCCUCCAAAUCCCAUUUCAGAGGGCAUCAAAGUCAUGUGUGUCCUGCUGAGGGAAGUAAUGGUGACGUAUCUGUUUUUAUUUUCAAAACACUAGAUGCUUGA